GGGCGGUAUGAGAUUCAAAUUCAGUGGUGGAGUUGAAGGGGAGAGAGAGAGCUGUGUCUCCCUGACGGGGUAUAAAUAUAUCCCCUCAUUUUCAUUUGUUUUCUUUGCUUUUAAAACAGAGCAAGAGAAGUAGCUACUACUCAUAACGUUUCCAUUACCAUACUUCUCUCUCAAAAUCCCCUCUCCCAAAAGCAAACCCAGAGCUAUAAUUAAGAGAAACUUCCAGAUCAGGACACUGCCCCAAGCAAAGGACACCCUUGUCAUUUCCCUCAGAUCCCUCCGCCCUUCCCCUCUCUCUCUCUUUCUCUCCCUGCAACUAGAGAGAGAGAAGCAGAGGGAAGCAUAGCUAACUUAUUACUGUGCUUUUUAAGACACUUGUGGAGGAAGAGAAAGAGAAGGCAAACACCUUUCUCUCUCUAAUCUUUAUCUCUAUUUUAGCCCUUUAUUUAUCUUUACUGUUCAAAUCAACUUGCAAUUUCCUUGCUUGCUUGCUAAAAUUAGAAAAAGGAAAGGCCAUUCAUUAAAGCAAUAAUGGAGAGAAGCACUCCGGUCAGGAAACCACACACUUCUACUGCAGAUCUGCUCACUUGGUCUGAGAAUCCGCCUGCUGACUCCGCCUCCGUCGGCUCCGCCCCUCGCUCCGCUCCCCGCUCACACCAGCCGUCCGAUGGGAUCAGUAAGGUAGUUUUUGGAGGUCAAGUUACAGAUGAGGAGUUUGAGAGCUUAAACAAAAGGAAACCUUGUUCUGGGUACAAAAUGAAGGAGAUGACUGGCAGUAGAAUUUUUGCAGCCAAUGGAGAUGAUACAUCUGAAUCUGGUGGUGCCAAUCCCACACCAAACAACAGAACAGGACUACGCAUGUACCAGCAAGCACUUGCUGGAAUCAGUCAUAUUUCAUUUGGAGAAGAAGAGGGUGUUUCACCCAAAAAACCUACUACUUUACCUGAGGUGGCAAAGCAACGAGAACUAAGUGGGACCUUAGAAAGUGAGGCUGAGAAAGAGGCCAGGUUGAAGAAGCAGCUUUCUGAAGCCAAGUGCAAGGAGCUCAGUGGACAUGACAUCUUUGCACCUCCUCCAGAAAUUUUACCACGGCCAAUGACAGUGCGUGCUUUGGCAUUGAAAGAAAGCAUUGAAUUGGGAGAACCUGCUCCACGUGAUAUACACACUUCCAUCAAAGUUUCUAACCCUGCUGGAGGUCAGAUGUCUAGCGAGGAACCCGUGAUGAAGACAGCAAAGAAAAUUUAUAACCAGAAAUUCAAUGAGCUUUCAGGAAAUGACAUAUUCAAGGGUGAUGUUGCUGCAUCAUCUGCUGACAAAACUCUAAGUGUGGCAAAAUUGCAGGAGAUGAGCGGUAAUGACAUAUUUGCUGAUGGGAAGGCAGAGCAUCGAGACUACCUAGGUGGUGUACGCAAGCCCCCAGGUGGCGAGAGCAGCAUUGCCUUGGUUUAACUUGUUAGGUCUAACCUUGUCUUCUUAUCAGUCAUCACUGUUUCUGGCUUUGUUUUAUUGCUAGUUGGGAUGUGUUAUUAUAUUAUUUGACCUUGGAUUGCGGCUUUUGGGAUUAUGUUUAGGCCUUAACAUGUCAUCCAUUACUGUGGAUUGUUCUAAUUGGAUUUUUUAUGUCCAUAUUCUUGUGUUUUUCAGUGCUUGUUUUAGCCAACUACAUUGGGCAUUAUAUUGUUAUUAAAUUGUUUGAAUGCAUUUCUGGCUA
Molecule: messenger RNA, 1711 nt
Organism: Hevea brasiliensis (rubber tree)
Lineage: Eukaryota; Viridiplantae; Streptophyta; Magnoliopsida; Malpighiales; Euphorbiaceae
Exons: 5
Coding region: 532-1449 (305 amino acids)
Source: RefSeq, a predicted model, not a curated record